AAGGCGGCGUAACGCGGUUACGUCAGACGUCUGCGCCACGUCCACCUUCUGACAUUUCAAUGACAGCUUACUCAUUUUUCAGCGUUUGUUUGAUAAAACAGGUAGUUAAACCAUAAACUGACUACCAUGCAAAUAGCCGUACGUACAGCUUUAAUCGGCUCUAAUGUUGUCGGUCCAGCAAUGAUUCGCCAGUGUUUAAAAUGUAGAGUGUCCUUGCAGCUGAGCUCACGUGCUUACAGUGUGAUCCCGCCCCCACGCGACAGUGAGGAGAAGGAGAUGUUGGACCGAAUCCUGCGCGUGGACCAUGCGGGUGAAUAUGGGGCCAACCGCAUCUACGCAGGCCAGAUGGCGGUGUUGGGUCGGUCUAGGACUGGACCUCUCAUCCAGGAAAUGUGGGAUCAAGAAAAGAAACACCUUGAGAAAUUUAAUGAGAUUCUGUCUGAGAACAGAGUUCGUCCCACAGCACUGUUACCCCUCUGGAAUAUCGCUGGGUUUGCUUUAGGUGCGUCCACCGCACUGCUGGGAAAAGAGGGGGCCAUGGCCUGCACUGUGGCGGUGGAGGAGAGUAUUUCAGAGCACUACAACAGCCAGAUAAGAGCCUUGAUGGAGAAGGACCCAGAGAGAUACACUGAACUAUUACAAGUUAUAAAGGAAUUCAGAGAUGAUGAGAUGGACCAUCAUGAUACUGGUUUGGAGCAUGAUGCUGAAAAAGUGCCUGGAUACUGGCUGCUAAAAAAUGCAAUACAGCUAGGCUGCAAAGCUGCAAUAUGUCUUUCUGAACGUCUCUAACACUGUAUUUAGAAUAAUUAAAUUUUUUCCACCAA
Molecule: messenger RNA, 824 nt
Organism: Micropterus dolomieu (smallmouth bass)
Lineage: Eukaryota; Metazoa; Chordata; Actinopteri; Centrarchiformes; Centrarchidae
Gene: coq7
Product: coenzyme Q7 homolog, ubiquinone (yeast)
Exons: 6
Coding region: 127-789 (220 amino acids)
Biological process (GO): regulation of gene expression; determination of adult lifespan; regulation of reactive oxygen species metabolic process
Cellular component (GO): nucleus; mitochondrial inner membrane
Molecular function (GO): 3-demethoxyubiquinol 3-hydroxylase activity
Source: RefSeq, a predicted model, not a curated record